Molecule: messenger RNA, 2443 nt
Organism: Episyrphus balteatus (marmalade hoverfly)
Lineage: Eukaryota; Metazoa; Arthropoda; Insecta; Diptera; Syrphidae
Product: protein-associating with the carboxyl-terminal domain of ezrin
Exons: 2
Coding region: 182-2176 (664 amino acids)
Source: RefSeq, a predicted model, not a curated record
UUCUGUCACAACUGUCAAAAAUUUACAAUCGUCUACAAAAAAGAAAAAAAAAUAUACUUUUCUUCACAAAAAUUUAUCAAGAAAAAUCUAUUGUACUUAUUAAAAUAAUGUUCCAAUAACUCUAUUUCACUCAUCAAACAAAACCGAACACCAAAACCACACAACUUUUCUCUUCCCAAAAAUGGGAAACGAUACUAGCAAACUUAAAGGUUUAGUUAUCGACAAAAAUGCCAUCGAAGCUAAUGAUUUCUGGACUCUAUACAAUGCCGAGGUGCCACAAGAUUCCGAUUCCUUGCGUAUGGUUUCCAUAUUCCAAGGAGAACCAGUUGUCAAUGGUCAAGUAUGGAUUAGUCAAGGCCCAAUGGAGCGAGCAGUAAAAAAUCUAAUGAUCUACCGUCAUCCGUAUAUUUUGAGAUACAUCACAUCCUGGGAACAAGGAUCACACAAACAUCUUGCUACAGAAUGUGUUCGACCACUCUCUAUUGCCCUACCAACGCUAACAGACAUACAAGUCUGUUUAGGCCUUCGAAACGUUCUGUGUAGUUUAAUAUUUCUUGUCGAACAGGCUCAAGCCCGUCAUUUAAACAUUGCUAUCUCAUCCAUAUAUAUCAACAGUGAAGGCUCUUGGCGCCUAGGUGGCUUCGAAUACGUGUGGAAGUCCAAAGAAGUCACCAAAACCCUUUUAGACCUGGCAAAUGCAUAUCGUUACAAAGGAGCCAUCGAUGAAAACGAAGCCAAAACCUCUGGAGACUGCAUUGAGCAGUAUGCCUUCGCUGUUCUUUGUGAAGAGAUCCUAAAACAGUGCUCCUCCCCCGAUACACCCUACGUCGCUGACUUUCGUGAAUAUUGUGCCACCCAUUUGCGUCAUCAGAAUGUUGCCAUGCGACCCAAACUGUCUGCAGUUCUCCUCCAUCCGUACUUCAAUCAUGAAUUUGUUCUAAUUCAUUCCUUUCUCAUUGAACUGCCUCUUAAAAAUCCUCAAGAGAAACAAGAUUUCUUUACAGGUUUGAUAGAUCGUCUAAGGUAUUUCGACGAGAAUGUAGUUGGCUCACAAAUCGGUAGUCUUCUGCUCUCACGAAUGGUUCUUCUCGACACCACCGCCCAAUUAUGUGUGACUCCGUACGUUCUGAAGACCAAAUCUGAACUUUCCGCUGCCUUAUUCACCAAUGCCACCUACAUAAAGUAUAUCAUUCCGAGAAUUAAAGAAAUUUUUUGCGUCCGCGAUGCUCAGAUCAGACUGAUACUGCUCGAGUACUUUGGAGAGUAUGUUAAACUUCUCAGCCGGGAAGAAUUGCAAGACCAAAUUCUGCCAAAUCUUUUGCUUGGCAUCAAGGAUACCAAUGAUAUCCUGGUUGCCAAGACUUUGCGCUGUCUGGCGGACUUGGUUCCUCUUCUGGGAUCGGAUGUGGUUAUAGGUGGAAAUCGGGCGAGGCUAUUCGCCGAUGGACGACCUCAAGCGCUGCCAGACAGUACGAGUCAUUGGGUUGAACCACGUUCAAUUACUCCUGUGAUGGGUGGCGGGGAGUUUAUGGUCUCAGGAAGUCCUCUUCCGGACAAUGUUGAUGUGAGUGGAAGCUACAAUUCGAUAGGCGAAGUAAAUGGGGUAGUAAUGCCUCAACGAUUAAGUCCGGAUGGUGGAGAGGAUGUUCACAAUGGAACCGAUGGUGAAAUAGAUGAAGAUGCCUGGAGUGAUUGGGAAAAUGAAGAUAGACAAGAAGUAGCCCCACCCAUUGCAAUCGAAAGCCUUAUCAUAGAGCCACAACCUCCUGUUACCUCACCACCGUCGGUGGUUCAAUCUCCUCGAAUAUCUCUAUCAGACUCUUUUAAGACCUCAUCCUCAAACUCUGUAGUUGCUACACCAAAGAUAAUCGACGACAUCAGCGAGUUGGAUAUUAAAGUGCAGAAGUUGCCUGGCAGUGGCAACGAGGAUAUUGACUUCUUCAAAGACAUGGAACCUGUCAUUCAGAAGAGCACAACUACAAUCAUUCCUGAAGCUCUGCUUAGCAGCACAAUAACUGAUGAAAAACUGCCAUCGUCUAAGAAAUCCAACACAGUCCUCGUCGUCGAAGAUGUCAAGGUCGACAGCAGCAGAUUUGAAUUUAAAGCACCUGAACUGGAGGAGACAACUGCUGAGGCUGGUUGGGGUGACGAUGAUAUCGACGACUGGGGACAAUAGUGUCCUCUAACUAUUGAGAAAAGGCGUAUGUUUUUUCUUUACUUUUUCUAUAAUAUUGUGAUUAAGUUGAUAUAGAUCUUGUUUUUUGUGUUUAGUUUAAGGAGAUUAACGUUUGGGUUAAACAAAACAAAACAAUGUAGCAUCAUGUAAUAUAAAUCUUAAAAAUAUAAAAAAAAAUAUAUCGUAAUUGUAAUUGAAUGGAAAUCCCGAAACAUAUAAAAUUAUAUUAUAAACGAUUUUACAAGCAGAAUAAAAAUUAAAAUAAAA